AUGGCAAACCAGCAUGGGUCGGAUGUCCACCAUUCCAUCUCUGGGCAGCUAGCUGUGAUCAUGUACAGGAGGUUGACGGUCAUGAAAUACAUCGGGGAAUUGCUUUGGAUCUUGAGUGAAGCAGGAUGGAUUCUGCUGAUCCCGCAGGUUUGCAUCCCGGCAUCGUUUCUGGCUUUUGUCUUCAUCUUUGCUGCAGCUGCGCUGGACUGCUUGACUGGUCGGAUGGAAGUAUGGAUCCCUUCUGCGCUGCAGGCACUAUGGCUUUUCUGGAACUUUGUCUGGAUGUUGGAUGAGGUGUUUUGGGAUGAGCCAGACCAGCAAACACCAUGGGCCCUGACGCCAAUGUUGGGCAAGGAUGAGAAGCUCUACAAAGCUGUCCAGGAGUACUGCAAAAUUGGUUUCUUUCUGGCACCCGUGCUGUGGAUGGCUGCGAUUCUACUUCGGCUGGCACAAAGUGGCCACGAGGCGCGCUCAAAGUCAAGCGUGCAAGAGCUUAUCUGCCAUGCUGGUUAUAUUGCCAUGUGGUCCUCCACCGAUGGUUUCUGGGCUUGCGGCUACUUCUGGCCAGCCACCGUGACCAGUGUGGUUACUUUGAUAAUGAUUGCUGCUAGCACUGUGGACGAUUGCAGCCGGAUGACGGACCACAUGGAUCGAACGGAUGUUGUUUGGAUGCUUUGGACGCUUUCCAACUACACUUGGAUUUUGCUGGAGCUUUCCUUCAAGGAUUGGCUGCCUUGUCGAUAUUUGGCAACAAUGAUUUGUCUUCAGUCGCUGGCCCUGCUGGCGGUGAGUUGGCCACAAUUUCGGCUACGAGAGGAGGAGGAGGAUGUCAAUGGUGAACCUGGAUCUGCCCAGUGGCCAGAUGAAUUGGCAGCAUCCUUGAGAAAAGCCGAUUCCUUGUUACACGUUGGCUAA
Molecule: messenger RNA, 915 nt
Organism: Symbiodinium pilosum
Lineage: Eukaryota; Dinophyceae; Suessiales; Symbiodiniaceae
Source: the annotation of a GenBank genome assembly